AUGAAUCUCUCCGAAGCCGAGGGAGAAAAUAUGCUGACCAUUGCAAGUGCAGAGAUGAAGAACCACUACGGACCAUACCCUCCCUCAAAUCUUAUGGAUGGAGAUCUAAACAAUUUUGCACACACAUUAGAAGCUGAAGACGGUAUGUGGAUGCGCGUUAAUCUGGAGACACAGUCUUCUGUUACUAAAGUGAUCAUCUACAACAGACAGAAUUGCUGUCAAGAAAGGAUAGUUGGAGCUUCAGUUUUCAUAAAAACAGGAAAUGAGCAAGUUACUGAUUGUGGUAAGAUUAGCAGUGAGGAAAGUACCUACACUUUCGACUGUGAAGGAGACGGAAAUAUUGUUGAGAUAAGUCAGGAGGGAACGGUAGGAGACUGGAACAUUGCUGAGAUUGAAGUAUAUGGCACCCCGGCAAAAAUUCCUUCUCCAGGUUUGGAUCUAUAG
Bolinopsis microptera is the source of this 444-nucleotide messenger RNA. Its product is annotated as fucolectin-7-like. NCBI's taxonomy places the organism in Eukaryota, Metazoa, Ctenophora, Tentaculata, Lobata, Bolinopsidae. The record is from RefSeq and is a predicted model, not a curated record. The coding region runs from base 1 to 444 and encodes 147 amino acids. The transcript has 2 exons.